AUGCUCCCUGGAUUAACACCUCAACAGAUCAAUGAAGAUCCAUCUGCUGCUGAAGACGUGGCGAAUGACGCGACAGUAGUUGCUGCUCUUCUUUGUAAUACAUCAUUGAUUGGUAUGUACCGCAUUCAAGAGCACUCACGGCGACGUGCUAAGGACAUGGUUGAGCAUGGAAAAAUGCUGGGGCGAUUAAACACGGAGAAGUACCGUCCACUUCAGGAGGACGUGGAGUUAGCAAGAUGGUCUUUGCACGAGACCGUCGAGGGAGGGCGAGACGCAUUGCAGCGAAUGCAUCACUGUGUGGGACGACUUAUUGCCGCCACACAGAACACAGACACCACAAAAGUGUUGUGA
This is a messenger RNA of Trypanosoma theileri, 351 nucleotides long. RefSeq lists its product as uncharacterized. The record is from RefSeq and is a predicted model, not a curated record. The transcript has a single exon. Bases 1 to 351 code for a protein of 116 amino acids. Lineage: Eukaryota; Euglenozoa; Kinetoplastea; Trypanosomatida; Trypanosomatidae.